Molecule: messenger RNA, 1449 nt
Organism: Penicillium angulare
Lineage: Eukaryota; Fungi; Ascomycota; Eurotiomycetes; Eurotiales; Aspergillaceae
Exons: 6
Coding region: 1-1449 (482 amino acids)
Biological process (GO): transmembrane transport
Cellular component (GO): membrane
Molecular function (GO): transmembrane transporter activity
Source: RefSeq, a predicted model, not a curated record
AUGCGGGAAGAGAAGGAUAUCGAGCACCAUGGGAAUGAUGACUUGGAGAAGACUGCGGUUCAUAAGGAGAAUAUAGUCAGCCCAAUGACUCCAAGCAACGAGCGAAAGCUCAUCAGAAGGAUUGACAUCCGUCUCGUUAUCACUCUUGGUCUUCUUUAUUGCAUCAGUCUCUUGGAUCGUACUAACAUGGGAGCCGCCUCAAUUGCGGGUAUGCAGGUUGAUCUUCAUAUGAAUGAGAAAAACAACGCGUACAGCAUUGCAUCACUUGUUUUCUUUAUCACAUACACAAUUUUCCAAGUUCCGGCUACCGCAAUAAUACGCAAGGUUGGCCCGCGGUACUUCAUCUCUACUAUCGCAUUUCUAUGGGGUGCGAUUAUGAUAGCUUUUGGAUUCGUCCCGAAUUGGCAAACCUUGACCGGGUUGCGGCUUAUUCUUGGGGCACUUGAGGCAGGGUUUUAUCCCGGGUGCAUCUUUCUCCUGAGUACAUGGUACACCCGUUAUGAGCUUCAAAAACGCAAUGCUGGCUUCUAUCUGAUCGGAAGUACUGCUUCUGGCUUUGGUGGCAUUCUCGCCUAUGGCUUGAUGCAGCUAAAGGGGGUCGGCGGACGAUCGGGAUGGCAAUGGAUUUUCAUCAUCGAAGGUAUUAUGACAUGCGCUCUUGCCGGUCUAGCCUCCUUUAUCUUAGUAGACUUUCCCGAAAAGUCACCCCAAUCCUGGCGAUUUCUGAAUGAAGAGGAAGCAAAUUUUAUCGUUGACCGAUUGGAAAGAGAUAGAGCGGAUGUAUUUGUUGAGCCAUUCUCUCUAAAAUCCUAUCUGGCGCAUGCAGCCGAUCUCAAAGUGUGGGCGUACUGCAUGCUUUACCUUCUCACAACCACCGUCACUUACUCGAUCGCUUAUUUUCUGCCAAUAAUUCUUUCACAAAGCAUGCACUUCUCCAUCGCAAAGUCACAAUGCCUCGUCGCCCCACCAUACGUUGCAGCUGCGAUAGUCAUGUUUGCGGAAGCGGCUUAUGCAGACAAGUAUCGAAUCCGAGGUCCGAUUGUUGCCCUCAACGCUGCACUUGGGCUUAUAGGUCUUGGGUUAAUGGGAUAUCUUCAUCAACCUGGCCCACGAUACUUUGGCGUGUUUUUGGCGACCAUCGGAGGAAACGCAAAUUGCCCAGCUCUAGUUUCAUGGCAAAGCAACAAUAUUCGCGGCCAGUGGAAACGAGCAUUUACCUCCGCCACUCUAAUCGGAGGAGGUAGCAUUGGUGGAAUCGUGGCCACGACGGUAUUUCGGGCUAAAGAUGCGCCGAGCUAUCACCCUGGCCUUCUAACUACAAUACUAGCCAAUGCGUUGACCAUCAUCAUCGUGGGUGGCUUGCUUGUUCACUUCUCUCGGGCAAACAAACGUGCGGAGGAAAGAGGGGAAGCAAUAGAAGGUCUGGUGGGCUUCAAGUACACACUCUAG